AAAACCCGGAAGUAAUUCCCUCGUUGGUACGUGUGUAGUGGUGUAGCGGAGAAACGUGAAUUUGGAGGGGUGGAGGGAUGGUUCAAGGGCUGCGCACUGAGUUCCCAGUUCCACCGCCCCCACCAAGUGACUCUGACUCUGACUCUUUGGGGGCUGCUUUUGAGGACGCGGGGCCUGAGGCUGACCGAGGGAGGUCCCUGCUCUUUCUGCCAACCAAGCUGUACCUCAUGGAGUCUACGUUCAGCAGCCCCGCGGAGGCAGCGCUGCAGCGAGAGGCGGGCGCUGCCGGAGUGCUCACUCCUCUCGCGGACCUGGACCGCGUGUACGAGCUGGAGCGAGUCGCUGGAUUUGUCCGCGACCUAGAGUGUCAGCGGGUGGCCUUGCAGUUCCCUGACCAGCUAUUGGGAGAUGCUGGGGCCGUGGCUGCACGACUGGAGGAGACCACAGGGUCGAAGAUGUUCAUUCUGGGCGACACAGCUUAUGGCAGCUGCUGUGUGGAUGUACUGGGUGCUGAGCAAGCUGGAGCUCAGGCCCUUGUACAUUUUGGCCCUGCCUGCUUAAGCCCUCCAGCUCGCCCACUGCCUGUGGCCUUCGUCCUUGGUCAACGUUCUGUGCACUUGGAGCUCUGCGCCAAGGCCUUUGAGGCCCAGAACCCAGACCCCAAAGCGCCUGUGGUGCUGCUAAGUGAGCCAGCCUGUGCCCAUGCCCUGGAGGCCUUGGCCACUCUCCUGCGCCCACGGUACCUGGACCUGCUUGUCUCCAGCCCAGCUCUUCCCUUGCCAGUGGGUUCCUGCAGUCCAGAACCUGAGCCCCUGGAGCGUUUUGGGCGUCGCUUUCCCCUGGCUCCCGGGAGGUGUCUGGAAGAAUAUGGUGCCUUUUAUGUGGGGGGCUCUGAAGCCAAUACUGACCUUGACCUUGACCCAGACCUGAGCCGGUUGCUCUUGGGCUGGGCACCAGGGCAGCCGUUCUUCACCUGCUGCCCGGACACAGGGCAGACUCAGGAUGAAGGUGUCCGGGCUGGACGGCUAAGGGCACGUAGACACUACCUGGUAGAGAGGGCCAGAGAUGCCCGGGUGGUGGGGCUGUUGGCAGGUACUUUGGGUGUAGCCCGACACCGUGAAGCAUUGUCACACUUGCGGAACCUGGCUCAGGCUGCAGGCAAGCGUAGCUAUGUGUUGGCCCUGGGGCGGCCCACACCUCCCAAGCUUGCCAACUUUCCUGAAAUGGAUGUCUUUGUGCUAUUGGCCUGCCCUCUUGGUGCUCUAGCUCCACAGCCUUCUGGUGGCUUCUUCCGGCCUGUAUUGGCACCAUGUGAGCUGGAGGCUGCCUGCAACCCUGCCUGGCCACCUUCAGGCUUGGCUCCCUACCUCACACAUUACGCGGAUUUAUUGCCUGGCUCUCCCUUCCACGUGCCCCUCCCACCACCUGACUCAGAACUGUGGGACACCCCAGAUGUGUCACUCAUUACUGGGGAACUCCGACCCCCACCUGCCUGGAAGCCAUCAAAUGAUCCUGGAUGCUUGGCCCUGACCUUGCGGCCCCAGCUGGAGCUGGCUGAGAGCAGCCCUGCAGCUUCAUUCCUUAGUUCCCGGAGCUGGCAGGGGCUGCAACCCCGUCUGGGUCAGACACCGGCGACAGGAGCUGUGAGUGGAAGACGAGGGAUUGCCAUCGCCUAUGAGGAUGAAGGAGGCAGCUGAUACCAUGUGGGGCCAGAGACACAGAUGGGCUGAAGAAUUGCUGCAAAGACCUUUAAUACUCCCUGCAUCAACCCCACUCCUCUGCCUGGAUCCUUGAUGCAGGGAAGGACAGACAGCCCCUCACUGAAGAAGGGGACCAGCUCUGUCCUGUUGUGGCACUGGCACGAGGCUUAGCAUAUAGUGGUUUAAUAAAUGUCUUUUGAACUGA
Messenger RNA from Felis catus (domestic cat), 1905 nucleotides. It is a transcript of the gene DPH2, whose product is annotated as diphthamide biosynthesis 2. The transcript is spliced from 6 exons. Lineage: Eukaryota; Metazoa; Chordata; Mammalia; Carnivora; Felidae. The record is from RefSeq and is a predicted model, not a curated record. Gene Ontology annotation, molecular function: 2-(3-amino-3-carboxypropyl)histidine synthase activity. Gene Ontology annotation, biological process: protein histidyl modification to diphthamide. Bases 78 to 1697 code for a protein of 539 amino acids.